Danaus chrysippus (African queen) is the source of this 234-nucleotide messenger RNA. NCBI's taxonomy places the organism in Eukaryota, Metazoa, Arthropoda, Insecta, Lepidoptera, Nymphalidae. The record is from the annotation of a GenBank genome assembly.
AUGGAUUUAUCCGGACCCUCCACCGAAGCCAGAAGGACAUCGAAUGCUGUGUCCGUCAAUCACAGGGAGAUCAGUUUGACACAAAUACGCGAACCGGCUCCCGGGGCGAGUGACGCGUCGCAAUCAAAGUUUAAUCAAAACGGCGUACUCAAAUCUGUGGAGAGAACGGCGGCUCUAAUUGAGCGGAAUGGAUCUGGUGGCGAGGGAGACCGAGUCUGGAGCGGCAGCGGCUGA